Macrobrachium nipponense is the source of this 3745-nucleotide messenger RNA. Its product is annotated as beta-1,4-glucuronyltransferase 1-like. Gene Ontology annotation, cellular component: Golgi apparatus. The record is from RefSeq and is a predicted model, not a curated record. The transcript has 7 exons. Gene Ontology annotation, molecular function: glucuronosyltransferase activity. Gene Ontology annotation, biological process: protein O-linked glycosylation via mannose. Lineage: Eukaryota; Metazoa; Arthropoda; Malacostraca; Decapoda; Palaemonidae. The coding region runs from base 1940 to 3523 and encodes 527 amino acids.
CUACUAUAUUGUCAGUAUCUCAAGUCAAUGGCCUCUGUGAGUUUGCUCCAUAUGAAUAGAGUUCAUCUUUUGAAAAUUACUGUGAGGCAGGAUUUUACGGAGACACGUACAAUCCAGUGAAGGCUUUCAUAUAGUGUUUUAAUUCGAUAAUUCUUCUGAUAAAUGACUGGGUCUCACAGAGUAGUUUUACCACUUUUUACAGCUACCUCUCUUGACAAAUAGUAUCAUUCUGCUCCACUGUUAAUUGCCAGCAAAUCUUAAAAACAAGAAAAUGAAUAGGGUUUUCACAGAGCAGUUUUAUCACUUUACAGCUGCCUUUCUUGACAAAAAUGGCAAAAUAUUUGUCAUUCUUUUUCCACUUUUGAUUGUCAGUGAAUCUUCAGGAAGGAAAUGAACGGUAACUUAAUUGCAUUUUUAGAUUAAUAAAUUAAGCUACAGUUUGAAAAUGACUUUAAAUAUUGCUGCUACCACUUUUGACUGGACAAUACUACUACUUAGCUUGAAAAUAAUGACCAGGGUAGGUAGCCACUGAAAGGCAUCUGUAUUUUAAUGACGUUUUAGAUAAAAUUAGACAAGACUGUGAAACUGUUCGUUCGUAUGUGAGGUAUAUCGCUUCCGGUGGACUGUUUACGAUAAAUUCGCUUCAGUGACAUUAUUAGUGCCAAAGUAACCAAGUGAUAGGGAAUGAAUAGUGAGGAAAUAUGAUUAAUAUGAAGAAGUUUGUCGUAUAUUCUAAGGAACUGGGGGCAUUUAUUAUUUUUUUUUUUCUUGUGCAUUUCACGAUUUCAAUUAACUGCUGUGAUUUGGUUAGUACACUCUUUGGAGACACAAAAGUGUACGCCAAGCGUAGGUGUUUAGGUGUUAGUGCCGAUAGUGUACAGAGGUAUUGUGCCUCCUCGUAGCUCUCUCUUACCUCGGAAAAGAGGUAACUUCAUGCACGGAAUAGUCGAUAGUUUAUCUCUCCCGGACCUGAGGUCGAAGCUUUUAUCUGGAUGGGAAAAAUUCCUGAUUUCAUUUAUGUUUCAUUUUCUGUUUGUUUUUCCCAGAUAAUUUCGUUAGACAUGUAUUCCAGAAUGCUGGAAAUAAGAAGAGAUAUACAAAUACAUACAUAUAUAUUUAUAUGUAUACAUACAUAUACAUACACAUCUUACCCCUUGUCUAUCAUUCGAAUAUAAACAUUCAUAUCGUUACUUAUUGCAGUUCAUCCCUGCUUCUUAUCAAGCAUAUUUUAUGACUUAUGACUGGCAGCAGAGAUAGUAAGUAACAGAAAGUAAACAUUAGACAUCCUAUUUCCUUGUGUACGAGUUGCUAAGAUAUUCGCUAAUGAGUUUUCUGGAGCUAUUAACAGCAAUAAUUGGCCCCACUCAAAAUCUCGGGCAGAUCUGUGAAAGGAAGACUUACGAAUGCGUCAGCUUUGUUCAGUUCUAAACACACCUACAAAUGGCUGUCGUUUUGUUGUUGGCCGCUCUUUCUAAUCUCUGACAGUGAGUCAGUGAAAGACUGACAGUAUCCUGGGAAGUGUCAGUGCGUUAAGUGUCACUUAGUAAGCUCCGUAGUUUGCCAGCCGAUUGACAAAUUUUCCACGCUGCAUUUGUGCUCUUAAGCAAGGUCUGUGAUAAUAGGAAGGAAAUCGGUCUACGGAAAAAGAUAUCGGUCUACGAAAGCAGCUGGGGUCACUGCUACGGGAAACUAUGUCAAGAUCGCGCUAUGUGUAACAUGUCGAGCGUCCCCUUCAGCAGCAGCAGCAGAUGAUGUCAGGCAAAUGUGCGAAGUUCAAAGCAACCUUGACAAGGAAGAUCCCUGUAGGAUUAUCACAAAUUAUAAAAAAGUGGGAUGAUGAAGGAUCCUAAUCACGCCCUUGCAUUGUCUGGGAGUCCGUCACUCCUGUGACGUCUUUUUCAAAUCGAGCAGGAACUGGGAGGUCUCCUUCAAUCCAAUAAUGGGCAUCACGCGAAAAUUCUUCCUGAUAAACCUAGGCAUAAUAUUCUUCAACGUGAUCUUCAGUAUGCUCGUCCACUUGGGACUGCUGACCUACAGAUCGCCCGUCAGGGAACGCUAUGUCCAGCUCUCGGACAGAAUCCUAAUCAACGACCCACAGUUACCAGACGAGGUGAGAGAGAAUGACCCGUUCUUCUCCAUGAAUGAAACCACCUGGGGAGGAUCAGUUUGCCAGAACCAAACUGACCUCCGGAGCCUCACACUGAACCCCAACAGAGGUCUCCUCGACAAGACGAGGUCCUUCAAAAUCCACAGCUACACUGUCACUGGAGACAACUGGAGCGAAACAAGCGCCUCUUGGCACGUGUGUCUGUCGACUCAAACGUCGGUUGACCUGAUGUUCUGGAUAAAGAAGCAGGCAGAGAUGUGGGAGGGGCCUCUGUCCGUAGCGUUGUUUACGCCAGACGUAGAUUACACGAUAGCCGUUAAGAUGAUCAAGUAUUUGCAGACUUGCUUCCCAGAGGUGCAGGGAAGGGUGACGUUUCACAUGGUGUAUCCGAGAGAUUUGCCGCCCAAGUACAUCCAGAUUGAUGAUGACCAUCUAGAAUACGACUGCGGUCAGCCUGAAUCUGUUAACAAAGAGAUUCUGAAGAAAGUAAGGACGCCCGAACUUCAAGAACACAUGAAAAAGUCACCGUAUCCCCAGAACCUUUUGAGGAACAUAGCGCGCGAAGGGUGUCACUCAGAGUACUCCUUCACUCCAGAUGUCGACAUGAUCUCCGUCCCGGGAAUAUCGAAGCAGCUGGACAGUUUCGUUGCAAGAAACUCGACGAGGAACUGCAGCAAGUGCGCCUUCAUCAUCCCGACUUACGAGAUCCACUCGAGGAUGACGAAAAACCCCCAAAACAAGAGAGAACUGAAGUCACUGCUGAGGAAGAGGAAAGCACAGCGGUUCCACCUGAGGGUCUUCUCCCCAAACCAGGCCAAUUCGAAGCUGCAGUUUUGGGAGACCAAACCGAUGGCAGAAACGCUCGAGGUCCUCUACAAUAUCACGACCUGGCAGAACUACUGGGAGCCCAUCUACGUCGCAAAAGCAACAGUUCCUUUCUAUGACGAAAGGUUCGUGGGGUAUGGCUUCACGAGGAAUAGCCAGGUGUUCGAGAUGCACGUGUCUGACUAUACAUGGCACAUGCUGAACAACGCAUUCCUGUGCCACAGGGGAUUCCAGGUGAACAAGAAGAAAGACGUCACACGCAGGGAACAGAUCAAGACCAAUUGUGAAUUAUACAAGGCCUUUCGGCGGGAGAUUUACGCGCGCUACGGCAAAAACGCAGAGGAUUACGAACCCAAGAAGAGGAAGAUGCCCAAAACGAAAACAGAAGACGGUGCGGGAGACGGAGGAGGAGAAGAUCAAGUUGUAUCGUCCCCGACUGUCCAUGAGCAGAAUCCUGGAGGAAGUUUGCCUUCCAGUCCCAUCCAAGUCGUCGUUAAGAGUUUAACCCCCAGGGGUGGCCACCCGCCACAGGGGCGGGAACCCCCGAUGCUAACGAAAAUUCGGGAGGCAUUGCAGAAUCUGAAGCUCUGAGACCAAAAUAAAAAGAAACGUUCAUUCGAGAAUCAUUACCAAACAUGAACUGACCCAAAAUUCGAGAAGCAUUACGAAAUGCGUGUAUAUAGUAUGUGUAUGUGUGCGCGUGUGUAUGUAUGUAUGUAUACAUAUACCUAUACUUAUAUUUAUAUUUUAGCUUUUAUGACGAAAAUGUAAUUUAUUUAUAUUUUACAAAUUACACAUUUUAAAUUUUUUAAA